Meyerozyma guilliermondii ATCC 6260 is the source of this 3777-nucleotide messenger RNA. It is a transcript of the gene SSD1, whose product is annotated as mRNA-binding translational repressor. Gene Ontology annotation, cellular component: P-body; exosome (RNase complex). NCBI's taxonomy places the organism in Eukaryota, Fungi, Ascomycota, Pichiomycetes, Serinales, Debaryomycetaceae. The transcript has a single exon. Gene Ontology annotation, molecular function: RNA binding; 3'-5'-RNA exonuclease activity. The record is from RefSeq and is a predicted model, not a curated record. Gene Ontology annotation, biological process: mRNA catabolic process. Bases 1 to 3777 code for a protein of 1258 amino acids.
AUGAGCCAAGAUCCUAAAAAGACAAGAAAUUUACACAUUGCGCACCGGAAAUCUCCUAGUGAGUUGACCAAUCUUAUGGUGGAGCAAUACAACCUCCAGAAACAACUUGAGGCGGUACAGGCACAGCAAAAGCAGAUUUUACAACAGCAGCAACAACAACAGCCUCAAUUUGCUUACCCCAGUGGUCCUGAUUUGAUGCCUCCUCCUUCAUCGUAUCGUUCACACUCUCGCUCCUCAUCGGCCGCGUCACAAAGUGGCCAGCCUUUCAAUCACAGGAGGACCGGCUCCAACACCUCGCCAGGGCACAAUAGACGGCACUCGUUGGGCAUUAAUGAGGCCAUGAAGGCGGCCGCUACUCAACGUCAGAAUAACAUGACUUCUUUGAGCCCAUCCAGUAGUACCAAGGCUUCGCUGAGUCACGAUGAAUCAUCCUAUGCAAAAGCUGAUGAACCUUCAUCACCUGGCUCUUUCAAAUUUCCGCCUAGUGGGCAUGGCUCGGACAGCGACUCUGCAUCACCACCUCACUCAGGCCACUCUCGUUCUCGGUCUCUUGCGUAUGGCCAACAAUCGUUCAAAUUCCCUCCAGAGGGUAACCCAAGUUUACUUCCUCCUACUCCCAACUUUAGCUUCAGUCAUAGCCCGGAAAGAGGAGGGGGACAUCAGAGAAGGGGAUCGCAUUAUCGUUCAGGAUCUCGCAACUUUGACCCUAAUGGCCAUACAAACAUGAACUCCAAUUGGAGAGUUCAGCAACAAGGUAACCAGCGCCAGCAAAAUUCGCAACAAUUAGAGCCUCCUCUGGCUUCGUUCGUUCCAGGUCACAGACCUCGUCAUAGCUCCUACGGCGGAGGAUCAUCAAUUUCUUCGCUUUCUCAAUUCAUGCCUAACAACCAAGGUAACAACAAUAAUGGAUCGAAUGCAAGCGGACGCAAAUCGUUGUUUGCACCGUAUCUUCCUCAAUCCACUCUUCCAGAACUAAUCGCUGAUGGAAGAUUGGUUACGGGUACAUUGAGAGUCAAUAAGAAAAACCGUUCAGAUGCCUACGUUUCGACAGAUGGCUUGCUUGAUGCUGAUAUUUUCAUUUGUGGAUCGAAAGAUCGUAAUAGAGCCCUUGAGGGUGACCUAGUCGCCGUAGAGCUCUUGGUUGUUGACGAAGUAUGGGAUUCAAAGAAAGAGAAGGAAGAAAAGAAGAGACGCAAAGAUAAUGUUGGUAAGUCUAACAACUUCGUCAUGAAUGAUGAUAUUCACAAUGACGCGACCUCCACCUCGACGUCUGCUGUUGGCGAUGACGACAAAAAGGACAACGACGAUCUGGGCAACGGUUUAAUGAGACGUGGCUCACUCAAGCAAAGACCAACAAUGAAGAAGAAUGAUGAUGUUGAAGUCGAGGGUCAAUCUUUGCUUCUCGUAGAAGAAGAGGAGAUCAACGAUGAAGUCAAGCCAUUGUACGCGGGCCACAUCGUCGCUGUAGUGGACCGUAUUCCAGGUCAAUUGUUCUCUGGUACUCUAGGCUUAUUGCGGCCCGCACAAGCAGCACAGGCAGCAAGAGACAAGAGAGAUGGUAAGGAGCUGUCUGUUCAAACCCCCAGAGUGCCUAAGAUUGUUUGGUUCAAGCCAACGGAUAAAAAAGUACCCUUGAUUGCCAUUCCUACUGAACAAGCACCAAAGGACUUUGUUGAAAAUCACGAGAAGUACGCUAACGAAUUGUUCGUUUCCUCCAUCAAGAGGUGGCCAAUCACUUCUUUGCAUCCCUUUGGAACCUUGAUCAGCAAGUUGGGACCUAUCAAUGACCCCGCAACGGAAAUUGACUCUAUUUUGAGGGAGAGCAACUUUUUAUGUGAGGAGUAUCCUCCAGCUUCUGAACAGGAUGAUCCAUCUAGAGGAUUGUUAUCGGACAUUCCUGACGCAGAACCCGAAUUGACAAAUUUGAACAGAACCGAAUACUUGAAUGAUUAUAUCAUUUCAUUUACGCAAAACAAUCAGUUUGUUGAUCACGCAUUACAUGUCAAAAGAAUUUCCAAUACGAAAAUUGAGUUGGGUUACCACGUUGCCGACAUUUCUUAUUUCGUUCGUCCUGGAUCUAUUAUCGAUCGCAAAGCAAAGAAGAGAUCCUCGUCAGUGUUCCUUCCACAAAAGGUUGCACAUUUGUAUCCCGACAGACUCAACGAAAUGGUCUCGUUCAAGGAAAAUGAGCGAAACUUGGCGAUGACUGUCAUCUUUGAAAUUGAUACCUCAUCGUUCGAGGUUGAGGAUCUUUACAUCCACGAAUCAGUGAUUGUUCCAAAACAGCUUGUAUCUUACGACUCUUUUGAUGCAAUUCUUUCUGGUAAGCAAGUGGAGGGAAUCUCUUCGGCAAGUUCAGAUUACAUAAAGACUUUCAGCUUGAUUUCGAAAGAGUUCCGGAGACAGCGUUUGGAGAACAAAGAUUUGGGCAUCACUCCAAACACCACCUUGCUUGAUCUGCUUGAUGAUGAGCGUGUAAGACUCCAUUUGAAUAUCUUCCAUGACAGUGUUGCAAGUGACAUUAUCAACGAGAUAUCUCAUAAAGUGAAUGGCGCAGUUGCUUCCAAGAUCCAUGCUGGUUUAGGCGAUGCAGCAUUUUUACGUCGGCACCCACUUCCUACUAUUCUGAAACUCGAGACUUUUGUAAGAAAAGCGGCGAACUUGGGCUUCACUAUAGAUACCGCAACAUCUGCGACAUUGCAAAACUCUAUUCUCAAAAUUCAGGACACCGUGAAACGUCAAUGUGUUGAGACCUUGCUAUACAAAUGCAUGUCUAGAGGCAAGUAUUUUGUGGCUGGCAAGCAAGAUCCUGAUAAUUACGGUCACUUUUACUUUAAUUUGCCGUUGUACACUCAUUUCAACGCCCCAAUUCGUCGUUACGCUGACUUAAUCGUACACAGGCAGUUGAAGGCUGUAAUUAAUGGGGUGGAAGAUGCGGCAUCGGUUGACUUGGACAGCAUGAAGGCAACCGCUGAUUAUUGCAAUUUCAAAAAGGAUUGUGCGUCAAAUGCACAAGAGCAAGCUGUACACUUGUUGUUAUCUCAAACGAUUAACGAGAUCAGCGAGAGCGCUGGCCAACUUCUUUGCAUGGGUACAGUGAUCCAAGUUUAUGAGUCGUCGUUUGACGUUUUCCUUCCCGAGUUUGGGGUUGAAAAACGGGUUCAUGGAGAUCAAUUACCUCUCGUGAAAGCUGAAUUCGACAAAAAUGAAAGAGUCUUGGAGUUGUUUUGGGAGAAGGGUAUUGAUACUGCGACGUACAUCCCUGCGGAUGAGCAGCUGUCAUUAUCAUACAGAAACUCGAUAAAGAACAAGUACCGUACUUCAGCAGUUGAAGUCGCCAAAAUUCAAAACAAGUCUCUUUUAGAGAAAAAGAGUAUGAGUAACGAUACCAUCGUUGAGAAGUUGGCCAAGUUGAAUUUGGAGCCACCGAACCUUCAUUUACCCACGAUCGUUCCUCUGCGAAACAUUGACCAAGAGCACUCGCUUAAUGCAAGGUCAAUGCCUAACUCACCUACUCAGGCGGCUUUCCCCAAGAAUGUAAGAACAGCUUCUAGCACACUUAUUGGGACCGAUGCGUCGAGCGAUUUGCCCGCGCCCCUGGAAGCACCUAGUGGAUUGAAGCCUUACUUGCAAAUGAUAAGCACGAGAAUUGAAAAGGACUCUUACAUCCAGGAAAUACGGGAAUUGUCACAAGUGCCUGUGCUCAUUCGUGCCGAGAUUGGAAUGGCGUUGCCAUGUUUGACGGUACGUGUGUUGAACCCAUUUUCUGAACAAUGA